Molecule: messenger RNA, 1422 nt
Organism: Sitodiplosis mosellana (orange wheat blossom midge)
Lineage: Eukaryota; Metazoa; Arthropoda; Insecta; Diptera; Cecidomyiidae
Product: LIM/homeobox protein Awh-like
Exons: 6
Coding region: 253-939 (228 amino acids)
Biological process (GO): regulation of transcription by RNA polymerase II; neuron differentiation
Cellular component (GO): nucleus
Molecular function (GO): DNA-binding transcription factor activity, RNA polymerase II-specific; RNA polymerase II transcription regulatory region sequence-specific DNA binding
Source: RefSeq, a predicted model, not a curated record
AUGCCUCUUUUUGUGCUUAUACUUCAGUAUCAUCAGAUAAGCCGACCUAUUCGGAUCGAUUUGUGAAGUUGUUCUGCUCUUCAAAUUUUGUUUUCGAUCUACGCGUGUUUAACAUUUUGACGUGUUUGUUUCGACAAGAAAACGGUCUUUCUUCAACGUAGUUCGGUUUUUGUGCAUUUCAUUUGAAUAAUCCAUCGAAGAUUUAAAAAUAGAAUAGAUUUGGCGAACAUUUAUUUUUAUUGAUAAACAAAAAUGAAGUCUGAGUAUAAGUGUUGCACGGCUUGCGAGGAUCCAAUUUCCGAUCGCUAUUUGUUAGAAGUAUCUGGGCAUGCAUGGCAUGGCUCGUGUUUACGAUGCUGCGUUUGCUUGGCAACGCUUGACGAACAACGAACAUGUUACAUCCGCGAUUCAAAUAUUUACUGCAAGGAAGACUACAUGAAAUUUACACAGUGCGCAAAGUGUCAGCGAAAGAUCACAUCGACCGAUUGGAUUCGUCGUGCAAAGCAAUACGUAUUUCAUUUGGCCUGUUUCUCGUGUGAUUCAUGUGAUCGUCAACUGUCAACUGGUGAAGAGUUUGCCUUAAUUCAAGACCAAAUCCUGUGCCGUGAGCAUUAUCUCGAAACAGUUGAAGGUGAAACGACAUCAAGUGACGCUGAUAGUUAUUUUGGUGGUGAGGAUUCGUCAAAAAAGAAAAUCAAACGAGUACGAACGGCAUUCACCGAAGAACAAUUGGAGGUGUUGCAGCGCAAUUUUGAAAUUGACAGCAAUCCAGAUGGUCAAGACCUAGAACGAAUCGCAAUAAAUGCCGGCCUCAGCAAACGUGUCACACAAGUUUGGUUCCAAAAUGCACGCGCCCGACAAAAGAAGCACACACAUUUAGGCAAACGCAAAGCUCCAUACGAACUGAAUGUACAUAUGCAAACCAAUUUACUGGUAUAAGAGCUGGGAGAUAACCGCCCCGACGCCAACCUCCCAUCAAUUUAAAACUAAGUGAUAUAUCUUUAUUUGUUCGAUCAUUGUCUUUUUUGGUUUUAACCUCCAUCCAUAAUGUUAAUUGACAAAGUGUAACGAUUCUGCAUAGCUCUAACGACACUUUUGAAAAGUUUUUGCCCCCAAAAAAAAAACACAAACACACACACACACAAACAAAACAAAACAAAUGAGAAAAAAAAACAAAGCAACAAAAUAAUGAUACAGAAAAUAUUUAAAAAAAAAGAAAAGAAACUGUGCGCAAAAAAGUAAACACAUAUGUUACUUAGCAUAUUUUGCUCAUUGUCUAGCAAUUUUAAAUGAAUUUUCUUUUGUGUAAUAUAAUUUAUGAACAAGUAUGUAAGAAUAUUUAUUCUCAUAAUUUUUAAUUCUCUAUUGAUGACUAAAUAAAUGCAACAAUUUAAUUAAGCAAUGCAAGAAAUACAGAAAAAC